AUGGCUUCAUCGCAGACGGCCUGUGAAGCUUUGAAGCCUCCUCCGUGCAUCAUUGAUUGGACCGAGCAGGUGGCAAGGGCUGAGGAGGACCUAGCAAAUGCAGUUACGGUGUCUAUGAUCGGCAAUGAACCAUUGGCUGCAGUGGAGGAGGUUGCUGCGGUGAUCGCGGAAAGAAUUGAUGUUGUUGCCAGCUCCUUGGUGCUUCGUCAAGCUUCCUCCUCAAGUUACUUACUGAUCCUUCCUGACAUAGCUUUGGUCGAGCGUCUGGUUGGGCUUCGGCAACCGAUCAGUUCUUCUGGCUUCAAUUUUCGCCUUCUGUGCAAGCGAUGGAGCCGUCUGGCUGGUGCCCAAGGUCGAGUUCUACCGUUUCUGCUUCAUAUUGAGCUGCGUGGCAUUCCAAAUCAUGUUUGGGAAACAUCUACGGUGGAUCGUUUCUUGAGUCCCCACGCUUGGGUUCAGCAGGUGCAUCCUGACACCCUAGGGCUCGUGGAUCUUUCGUGCUUUCGGUGUUUGGCCUGGUGUUCAGACCCGUCUGCUCUUCCCUUGUCAAAGGAAUUAUGGGUGGUUGAGCCUCCAAUGGCUGUCAUCGAGGAUCCUCCGGUCAAGAGGGUUUUAUCUUACCCUGUCAACAUACGGUAUUCAGUCGCUCUCCAACCUGAGGAGCCGAAUCCUCCUCCAUCUGAUGGGGGGGAUGAUGAUGAUGGUGACUGUGCUAGACGGCGACGUCGUGUUCGUUCCCCAUCGCAACUGCCCUCAGGACCGGCUGGUGGGGAGCUUUCCAAUCAUGGCGGUGGUUCUCGGCGGCGAUCGGUCCAGGGGCGGGGGAUGCAAUCGGUUCUUAGGAAGUCGCACGCGUCUCAUCCUCUGACGGCGUGCUCUCUGCUGUUGGCCGAGGCCUUGGGGUCCGUGGCGGCCUUGCAGGAGUGGGACGUUGGCCGCCCGGGCCUCGUUGUGGCGGCGCGGGGUCCCGAGGACGUCCCAACAUCCGAUGAGGUGGCGGCAGCUAAUGCCACGGGUUCAGAUACCGAUGCUAUCGAGCGUGUUCUUGGGGAGCCCUUGAUCUACUCGAGGGCCUCUCCUACUUGUAUGCUGCGUGAAGAGAACUCUGGGUCAUCGGUUGUUUCUGGCCCAGCGGAAGUGGCACACACGGGGAUGGAAUUGGGCCCCCGUUGUGUGUUUUUGGAUUCCCCGGUCCUGGGCUGUAACUCUAUUAUGGAUCACAUUGGUCUUGGUGAGGCUACGGUAGGGAGCUUCCCCGGCCAGCUGACUGUGCCGUGCUCGGAUCCGCCGGUCGGCAAGGCGACGGAUGAAGCUCCCACUCCGGCCUCGCCACGCUCGCCCCAACGCUACCCUGCGCCCGUCAUCCCGGAAUUCAAUCCGCCGUCGCUGGAUUUCCCCCUCUCAAUAUCUGAAGCAAGGCCUGUUACGCCGCUGGUUGGGGAGCGCCUGUCGACGGCUGCUCCGUCGGACCCUGCCCCGCCGCCUGCUCAACCGCUACAUGCUGGGGGGGCGCAGGUCCGAGUUUACUCCAGGCGGCGGCGCCAUGUUAGGUCCCCUGCCCCAGCCUCCCCGGCCGUUGCGGAUGCUCCUUCCCUGGGUUCAGGGGCGAAGUCCCGGCUCCAGAAUCUCGACAAGGUGCGCAAGCCGGUGGACAGGCUCGUCCCUCUGCCUGUAAUCCAGAAGCGGCGAAAAAAGGCCGCUCCUUCGGGGUCUCUACCGCGGCGCAGCAGGCGGGUCGCUGGUGCCGCUCCAUGCUCGCCGGGACCGGUGCUUUCAGUGACUCAAAUGAGGGUGAUGCGGCAGCUUGGCUUUGAAGAAAGGGAGAUCAUUCAGCCAGAAGCUCAAGACAUUUAUAGUAAGCUCUUCGGGCCAUUACUCUCUGAUUCCCACGUCUGUGCUUUAGCUGCUAUUUUUGGCUGGGAAGUGGGAACAGGUGAGCAGGUGCGGGCUGCAGAUGUCCUUACAAUGUUGUAA
Messenger RNA from Miscanthus lutarioriparius, 1974 nucleotides. NCBI's taxonomy places the organism in Eukaryota, Viridiplantae, Streptophyta, Magnoliopsida, Poales, Poaceae. The record is from the annotation of a GenBank genome assembly.